Messenger RNA from Danio rerio (zebrafish), 2895 nucleotides. The record is from RefSeq and is a predicted model, not a curated record. NCBI's taxonomy places the organism in Eukaryota, Metazoa, Chordata, Actinopteri, Cypriniformes, Danionidae.
UUCAAAAUAUAAGUUUUCGUUUGAUAAAGACAAUAAAUGCAGAUAACAAUGGCAAACAAAUGCAGAUUGUUUUUUGUUAGGUCAGCCCAGCAGAUGUUGAGAUGUGUGUAUAGCAGAAGGUCAGUACCUUCCAUUAAUCAUAUUUAUUCCUCAAGACCGUUAAUAUCUCCAAACUUGUUAGAAUGUGCUUAUAGCAUCUCCAGAAGCAUUUCUACACACACUUCAGGUCAAAGCAGCUUUUCACAGAGAAGCCAUACAUGUGGAGAAUUGUGCUCCAGUCAUAUAGACAAGGAGGUGACUUUAUGUGGCUGGGUUCAGUACUUAAGGCAAGAUCUGUUUGUAAUACUAAGAGACUUCAGUGGAUUGGUGCAAAUUCUUAUUCCACAAGAUGAGAGUAAAUCUGAACUGAAGAAAUCUUUGCUUGCUCUCACCGUGGAGUCUGUCAUUAUGGUCAAAGGACGAGUCAUCCGUAGACCAGAGGGACAGGAGAAUAAGAACAUAUCCACUGGAGAAAUUGAAGUCUGUGCUGAGAGCAUUGAAGUGUUGAAUACCUCCCGAAAGCUGCCGUUUGAGAUCAAGGAAUUUGUUAAAAAAUCAGAAGCCCUCCGGAUGCAGUACCGUUAUCUGGAUCUGCGGUCGGCCACAAUGCAGAACAAUUUAAGAUUGAGGUCACAAAUGGUGAUGAAAAUGAGAGAGUACCUUUGUAAUUUGCAUGGAUUUGUCGAUGUGGAAACACCAACGCUGUUUAAAAGAACACCUGGGGGUGCCAAAGAGUUUGUGGUGCCAUCUGGAGACCCUGGGAAGUUCUACUCUCUUCCACAGAGCCCACAGCAGUUCAAACAGCUUCUGAUGGUGGCUGGCAUAGACCGGUACUUUCAGCUGGCUCGCUGCUACAGGGACGAAGGCUCCAAACCUGACAGACAGCCUGAAUUCACACAGGUAGAUAUUGAGAUGUCCUUUGUGGACCAGGCUGGAGUCAUGAGUUUGAUUGAAGGCUUGGUCCAGUUCUCCUGGCCAGAGGACAAAGGACAGAUUAAUGUCCCCUUUCCCACCCUGACUUAUGAAGAAGCCAUGAGAGACUACGGAGUUGACAAACCAGACACUAGAUUUGGGAUGAAGCUUGUGGAUGUCAGCACAGCAUUUCAGGGAGCACAAAUUGAGUUCAUCAAAGAUGCACUUCUUGAACCGGAGGGCUGCGUUCAGGCCAUCUGUGUCCCAGAAGGAACGAAACAUCUGAAGGGCAAAGACUUUGAGUUUCUGAAACAAGCAGCCAAGACACAGUAUGGUCAGGAGGUGAGCGUGGUUCCAGUAAGGGCAGAUGGUUCACUGAAAUCUCCUCUCAGCCGGCUGCUCUCGGACACGGCCAAACAACAGCUGCUCCAGAUGGCCCAGGCCAACGCUGGAGACCUGAUCUUCAUCACGGCUGGACCCCGCGAGAAUGUGCGUCCGCUGCUGGGUAAGCUGAGACUGCAGGUCGCUGAGCUGCUUGAGCGUUAUGGUGUUCCAGUUCGAGACCCAUCUGUCUUUCACUUUUUGUGGGUGGUGGACUUUCCACUCUUCUUACCCAAAGAGGAUGAUCCAGAGAGGCUUGAGUCGGCCCACCAUCCCUUCACUGCCCCAGUCCCUGAAGAUGCACAUCUGCUGUACACCAGACCCCACAUGGUGCGUGGCCAGCAUUACGACUUAGUUCUGAACGGCUGCGAGAUCGGCGGAGGUUCAAUCCGCAUCCACAAUGCCUCUCAGCAGCUGUACAUCCUGGACACCAUCCUCAAGGAAGACCCAUCACUUCUCUCUCAUCUGUUGGAGGCUCUGGACUCCGGGGCCCCUCCUCACGGUGGAAUCGCAUUAGGGCUGGACCGACUGGUGUCCAUCAUUGUUGGAGCUCCCAGUAUCAGAGAUGUCAUAGCUUUUCCGAAAUCUUUCCGAGGUCACGACCUAAUGAGUCAGGCUCCAGACUUUGUCUCUGAAAAAGAUCUAAAGCCGUAUCAUAUUUCUGUAGUCUGGCCUAUCGCAGAGUGACCGAGCCAACUGGACAACUCAGCGUAAGCAUUAAAAAAUAGUUUAACAUGCAUACAGUGUUCGGUUUGCAUGAGGAUGCAAGACUGUUGAUGAUUUCCACCGGUGCGGUCGCCAUCUGUGCCCACGCCUGGCAACAGUAUUCAGAACAGAAACAGCAGGAUCACUUCAUGUCCAGAGAGAUUUCAACACCAUCAUCUGCUGCUUACACAGAUUAGUCAUGUACUUUCUCAGCAUAUACACGAUCUGUAAUAAGUGUCUUCAACUGCCCGUAUUUUCAUUCGAUUUGUUUCAGAGAUCAGCAGUGAAAUCCAGAGAUGCUGGGUUGUGUGUGUUCCAGUAGGGGGCAAAGUUGUUCCACUGCAUCUGUUUACUCUUCCUCCUCAUUUUCCACAUGCCCUGCGGUGUGAAGUCAGUCUGCACCAUAUUCUCAUUUUUCCCCCCCUGUUCUUUUCCACCCCACCACCAGACACACCAAAUAAAGCUACAUUUCAGUUUUUCCUCAGCGAUGCCUUAUCUGUAAAAGCAGAUGCUCAUUUUUCAUGCCCAGGUACAGCUACUCAUUACAGCCAGGGUUGUUUUAAAGCAGACCUGCGCUUUUGGCCGCCAAGCUGUGAACACAGGUCUUUGUAUAUGACAUGCUGUUUUUGCUUGUCUUCUUAUGACUUUUCUAGAAGUACCCACUCAUCACCUAUUUACAUGACCAUGUUUACUUGAAAGUUCCUGCCUACAUUCGGUAGGUGUUUCCAUUAGUGCUGUAGAGACAACUGCAGGGCCGAAAGCUCAGAUAUUUGAUAAUUGAGCUCUUUGUCUAUCGGACUAUUUCUAUUAGACUCUGAUCAAUGUUAAUAGUUUAUAAAAGCAAGCAAUUUUUACAUA